CAUCAUACAAACAUACCUUCUUCUUUUUCUUUUUUUGAGGGGUCGAAGAUUGGAAUCUGGACCAAACAUUGAUACUCUGGUCAUCCGAUUCACCAUUUUGUUUUGCUUCUUUCUCUUGUUGAUCUGUUUUCAUAUCUGAAUACUUUAGAAACUCUCAUACUCGGCCUACAGUCUUUUUUAACAUCAUAGGUAUUAUUUCCUUUUAAGGCCCUUUCAUUGCUUCCUUCAAAUACUACUCUUUCUUAUUCAAAACCCUUAAAUCUCUCUUCCUCUUCCUCUUUCUCUUGUUCGUAUCUAACAAAUUCUACCCUUUCUUUGUUUCGUUUUGCUUUUGUUCCUUUUCACGACUCUCUAAGUCUCUCUGUACAUAGAACAAACCAAAGAGCUCCAUUAAUGGCAGCCAAUAAAUUUGCAACCAUGUUGCAUAAUAAUACAAACAGGGUCACUCUUGUUCUUGCAUAUGCAUUGCUGGAAUGGGUUCUCAUCCUUCUUCUCCUUCUCAAUUCUCUCUUUUCUUAUCUGAUCAUCAAAUUUGCUGAUUACUUCGGUCUUCAAAGGCCUUGCCUUUGGUGUACUAGGCUUGAUCAUAUCUUUGACCCAUCCAAGUACAACAAUUCUUAUAGGGAUCUUGUUUGCGAUGGUCAUGCCAACGAGAUUUCUAGACUGGGUUAUUGUUCAUCUCAUCGGAAACUAGCCGAGUCUCGAGAUAUGUGUGAGGAUUGCUUGUCCUCGUCACGGUCGGAUUGUUGUGACUUGUCAAAGAAGUUAGCUUUUUUCCCAUGGAUGAAGCAGGUCGGUUUGAUUCAAGAUGGUGGCGAUAAAGUGAUGGAAAAUAGUGAAGAGAAUUGCAAGUGUUCUUGUUGCGGUGUCAUGUUGGAGAAAAAGUGGAACUUUCCUUAUCUCUUGAUUAAGCCUUCUUGGGAGGUUUUGGAUUAUCCCCAGAAAGGUAAUUUAAUUACUGAAGAUGGAGGAUUUGAUAAUGUUGAAGAUGAAGGCAAUGCUUCAGAUGGAGCCAAGUCAGAUGUUUUGGCUGAUUUUCAGGAAGAUAAACAAAGGGUUGAAGAAAACAAUAGAGUUGAGAUCUUGUCUCAUGGUGAUGAGGAUGAGGAUGGGGGUGAGGGUGUUGGAGAAGAACUGGGAAAAGAGGAGGAGUUUUCAUGUUUUAUUUCUAGUUUUGAUUGCAAUCAGAUGGCUGCCAAUGAAGAUGAUUUCAUUUUAGAGAAAGAUCUGGUAUCAAUGGAAGAAGAAAAAGAAGGAAACUUAAAUGUAUUAAUGGAUGGCCCUGAGUUGACUCAAGUCGCUUGUAGCAAAGACGAGUCUCCUGAAAUUCAACCUAAGCAUCUGGAGUUCUACAUUGAAGGGGAUGGUUGCCAUUUGAUUCCAAUUGAAUUGAUGGCUUCUGUUGGCGUGGAAAGCCAAAGAAUAUACAAUUUUAGAGAGGAAGAUGAAGGUAUUGCUGGUAAUGGAGAUGUUAUUUUGGACUUUGAUAUGCAUUGUGGGACACCAUUGGAACUGGUAGUGGAGAAUAGUUGCAGUUCAGGAGAGAAAGUGGUAUUGAUUUCACCCCACGAGAGUGAGGAUGAAACCAGUGUUGCAGUGGUCGAAUUAAUGGAGUCUAAGGAGCUGAAGGAGAGCUUUUCAACGCAUGCAAGAGAGGAAGAUGAGCAAGUUCCUUUGAAUGAAGCUGAUGAAGUUCAAGGAAAUGCAGCAACAGGAGAAAGGGAAAUGAGUGUAGAUGUUAAUCAAGUUUCUGAUGAGCAAAAUGAUGAAAUUGAAGCAGAGGUCUCAAUAGGGACAGAUAUCCCUGAUCAUGAACCAAUUGAAGAUAUUCAACUGCAACAUUUGUUUGAUGAAUUCACACAUGAAAAUCCCUCCACCACUACUCAAUUGCAUGUAGAUGUUGAUAAUGGCUCCAAGAAUGCUGAAGAAGAAACAAUACAGUUUAAAACUAUGACAGUUGAGACAUGUGACCAAGCAAUAAAAAUCCAUUUAUCAGUACCUUCAGAGUCUAAUGAGAUUGAGGAUGAUAAAGUUCUUGAUACACCAACCUCUCUGGAUGGUAUCCACCAGUUGCACAAGAAGUUGCUAUUGCUCGAAAAAAGAGAAUCGGGAACGGAAGAUUCAUUGGAUGGAAGUGUUUUUAGUGACAUUGAGUGUGGUGAUGGAGUACUGACUGUUGAGAAGUUGAAAUCAGCAUUAAAAGCUGAAAGGAAGGCUUUAAAUGAUUUGUAUACCGAACUUGAGGAAGAGAGGAGUGCUUCUGCUGUAGCAGCACACCAGACAAUGGCAAUGAUAAAUAGGCUUCAAGAAGAAAAGGCAGCAAUGCAGAUGGAAGCCUUGCAGUAUCAGAGGAUGAUGGAAGAACAAUCUGAGUAUGACCAGGAAGCUUUGCAGCUUCUUAAUGAGCUUAUGGUCAAGAGGGAGAAAGAGAAGGCGGAGCUUGAGAAAGAGCUUGAGAUAUAUCGCAGGAGGGUGCAGGACUAUGAGACCAGAGAGAAAAUGAUAAUGCUGAGAAGAAGGAAAAAUGAAAGCACUAGGAGUGCUACUUCUGGUACUUGCAGCAAUGCUGAGGACAGUGACAGUCCAUCAGUUGAUUUGAAUCAGGAACCAAAGGAAGAAGACAGCUUUGGGAACCAUCAGGAGGACAGCAGACAGAAUACCCCUGCUGAUGCCGUUCUGUAUUUGGAGGAGUCGUUGGCUAGCUUUGAGGAAGAGAGGCUAUCGAUUCUAGAGCAGCUCAAAGUAUUGGAAGAGAAAAUGGUUUCAUUGAAUGAUGAGGAGUUACAUUUUGAGGAUGUAAAAUCAAUUGAAUUAUUGUAUGAAGAGAAUGGCAAUGGCUUCCAUGGAAUUUCUGAUUUCACCUAUGAAACAAAUGGGGUUACCAAUGGUCAUUUUGAGGGAGCAAAUAGGAAACAUCAUCUGGAGAAAAAGCUGAUGGCUGCAAAUGCAAAGAGACUUCUCCCACUUUUUGAUGCUGCUGAUGCAGAAAUCGAGGAUGGGUUACUGAAUGGACAUGGAAAAGGAUUUGAUUCUGUUGUCUUGCAACAGAAUUCACCCGCCAACUCCGAACUAGAGAGCAAAAAGCUGGCUAUUGAGGAAGAAGUGGAUCAUGUUUAUGAGAGACUACAAGCACUUGAGGCAGAUAGGGAGUUCCUAAAGCAUUGUAUUAGCUCCUUGAGGAAAGGAGAUAAAGGAAUCUAUCUUCUUCAAGAAAUUUUACAACAUCUUCGUGAUUUACGGAGUGUGGAUCUCCGAGUAAGGAGUAUCGGAGACACCGUUAUAUAGUUGCAUACAGCAUAAUACAUACACUUGGAAGGCUAAUCGAAUACUCAAUUGGAGUAGCUUAACCACUGCACAUUUAGGACUAGAAAACAGAAAUACCAACUUCGGUGCCGGUCAAUGAUACAGAUGCCAAUACAAUUCCACAUUUCCAACAAUCUUCAACAGGAAGGCCCCUUAAAAGGACAGGGAAGCUCCUGCUGUGGUCUGUUUGAUGAACUUGGUUCUCAGUGUCCCAAGUAAUCCCAACAUUUUUGUGGGGUUUCAGCUCUUCAUCACCUUUUUGAGCAAAAGGAAGAUGGUGAGUGUAUGUGUGUGUGAAAGCUUAGUGAGGUGAAAGCCAAGCUGUCAUUUUGCAUGUUGUGAGAAAAAGGGCAUGGAGUGAUCCAACAAAGAUUCCUCUGCCAGAUGCAUAACAUUAGUUUAUUCAGACAAUUAGAACUAGGAGGCCCUUUUUUUUUUUUUUUUCAUAAUCAAUGGAAAGAAAGGGUAAAUAACCCUAUUUUCGUUCUGGUCUUUUGCAUCAUAUUAUCACCUGGUUUGGGUCUACUUUUUAUUUGGGAGGGCAAAGUUGAGUUACAUGUAUACUACAUGCAUCCAUCUGUAAGUAUAUAAAGUGAGUGUUUUGUAUUGUUGUUUA
Molecule: messenger RNA, 3919 nt
Organism: Gossypium raimondii (Peruvian cotton)
Lineage: Eukaryota; Viridiplantae; Streptophyta; Magnoliopsida; Malvales; Malvaceae
Product: myosin-binding protein 2
Exons: 4
Coding region: 394-3285 (963 amino acids)
Molecular function (GO): myosin binding
Source: RefSeq, a predicted model, not a curated record